This is a messenger RNA of Biomphalaria glabrata, 2120 nucleotides long. Its product is annotated as V-type proton ATPase 16 kDa proteolipid subunit c-like. Gene Ontology annotation, cellular component: proton-transporting V-type ATPase, V0 domain. Bases 128 to 601 code for a protein of 157 amino acids. NCBI's taxonomy places the organism in Eukaryota, Metazoa, Mollusca, Gastropoda, Planorbidae. The transcript has 3 exons. The record is from RefSeq and is a predicted model, not a curated record. Gene Ontology annotation, biological process: proton transmembrane transport. Gene Ontology annotation, molecular function: proton-transporting ATPase activity, rotational mechanism.
ACAUGAUCAUAUGACAACUACGUCACUCGCCAUCUUGCUGGAUUCAGGAGUAGCACAGGGCUCUUAGCUGCGAAAUUUUAAAAAUCUUUUAAGUUAGAUUAUUUUCUUACCUGCUCAAUAAUAAAAAAUGGCAGAUUACGAUAUGAACGCUCCACCAUACUCUGCAUUCUUUGGAGUUAUGGGUGUAACAUCUGCAAUUUCAUUUUGUGCUUUGGGUGCAGCUUAUGGCACUGCUAAGUCAGGUACAGGAAUCUCAGCUAUGGCAGUCAUGAAGCCAGAACUCAUCAUGAAAUCAGUUAUUCCUGUCGUCAUGGCGGGUAUCAUUGCCAUCUACGGUCUUGUCGUGGCAGUCGUCAUUACACAAGACAUAGUUGCAACAGGCUACACUCUUUACAAGAGCUUCCUUCAUCUGGGUGCAGGACUUAGUGUAGGUCUUAGUGGUAUGGCUGCAGGAUUUGCUAUUGGGAUUGUAGGCGAUGCUGGUGUGAGAGGAACAGCGCAACAACCAAGGCUAUUCGUCGGUAUGAUUCUCAUCCUCAUUUUCGCUGAGGUAUUGGGUCUAUACGGUCUCAUCGUUGCUCUCAUUCUGUCUGUGAAGUAAAUUUCCUGUUCAAUUUACGACAAACUCUCAAUGCUGUGUUGGUUUCUCUAUUAGCUAUUUAAAUAAAAUAAAAACAUGGUGGUAUAUUGAAAAGUUCAAAAAAUUUAACAUGCAUUUAGUGUUUUCUUUUAAGUAAAUAUUGUACAUUUUAAUUUGGUACUUAUUUUUUUUUUUUCAAUUAUGACCAAUUGACUUUGUGCUUAAUAUUUUCUUCUUCUAGUUUAUUUCUUUUGGCAUGUUGUUUAGAAGUAUUGAAAAAAAAGUUUUAGUAACAAAAAUCAAAAGCUACCAUGACUAGUCUGCUUUUGUAUCUUGGAAGUUGUAUUUUAUGUAUUAAGCAAAUAGGCCCUCGGGUAAAGUUUAUAAGUGACACAGGCUUGAUGUGCCAAACCCUGGAUAGAAAACAAAAAAUUUCCACCAUUCUUCUUCCUACGAAAUUGUACAGAUUUUUAAGAUUCCAGUAUCUGUGAUGAAAGUGACUUUUCAUACACGAAUACCAGUUGUCAUUUAUCAUAGUCUCCAUAAGACACCCACACCACGCAAAUAAGUUAUAAAAAAAAAGUAACCUGGUGUUUUGUUUCUAUUUAUGUCCCAUAUAUUACGUCAAUGUAUAACAGGAAGUAAUGUUUAACUGCAUACUCUACAAUUUUCAUGUUAACCAGUUUAUUCGCUAGGUUUUUUUUUUUUUUUUUUUUUUUUUUUUUGACAAAUUUGUAGGCAUGAUAAAGGAUCUUUUUUUUUUUUUUUUUUUUUUCAAAAUGGCAGAGUAAUUUGAUGUUUUACAUAAACAUUAUUACAGAAAUUUAGAUGAAAUUAUUACAUGAACAUUCCAAAAAAAGUGGUAACAAUUUAAUUACAUUUUUUUGAACAAAAAUUUUGCAUUGCAUACUUUUAAUAAGAUGCUGUAUUUUAUUUUUCUUUCUUGUUAAGUACAUUUAAAUCAGUAAAUUAUAACUUUUUUUUUUUUUUUCGGUCGAGUAAUUACAUAACAUUUUUGUUGUAGAUAGCUUCAUGUUCCUUGUACAGUAUAGUUUUAUAGAUAACUUAUCAUUUGAUUGAAUGGCUGUCCAUUUUGUUUGUUGCAUACAUAGAAAUGUAAGGCUGUACUUGCCCCAUACGAGGCCAAUGUGUUCUUGAAUAAAGCCUAGAGUCAAACACUGUCGUGGUUUUGUUUAGUCACUUUGAUGUAUCACUACUUAUCUGGAUGUGUAUUUCCUACCUAGUAAACUUAUCCCCUCCUCUCAUGUUAGUGGUCAAUGUUUAUUGCAACACUGAAUGUGUGGCAUUCUUAGACUGUAUGCGAUUGUGAAUGUUUUUUUUUUUUUUUUUUUGUCUGCAUUCUUUAUGUACUAUGUGAUAUUGAGAUAAUUGGGCCAACUGAUGGUGGGACGACAAAUGUGUUGUAGACCAUCAUACAAAUUGGGAUUGAACAGAACUGUGUAGUUAGUAUUAUUGAUUUUGAUUGUGUAUACAUGGAAUUUUUUUUUUUUUCAUACAGUUAUUAAAAGUAAAUCAUUCA